AUGACAAUUAGUUUUAAAGCACAAAUGUCCUCAAUUAUUAGUAAUGUAGACGCAGUGACUACGGAUAAUUUAAAAAAUAGCCAAGAAGAUAAUAAAGAAUUGCAUGGUUCUGCCUCAACUACAACUCAUAUUUUGCACGAUAUUGCUUCUUUUGUAGUUAGUAGAUCUUUAAAUAGCUCUGAAAUAACUGCUUGCUUGAAAAAUGCAUAUAUACCUCCACCUUCUUACGAUUUUCCUAUAAGUAUUGAAGGUAAACGGAAACGAAAAUUUCAGUAUAAAUAUUUACUAUCAUUUCCAUGGCUUGCUUAUAGCGUAAUUAAACAAGGUGCUUAUUGUAAAUGGUGUGUAGUUUUUUCGACUACCGGAGGAAAUCAGUGUUUAGGUAAAUUAGUUAAAGAACCGUUAGUCAAGUAUAAGAAUAUAAUUGUUGAUUUACAAAAUCACGAGAAAAAAGAAUAUCAUCUUCUAGCAGCUCAAAAGGCGAAUAACUUCAUACGUAACACUGAAAGUGGAUUUGAAAAAUCUGUGGACGUAUUGUUGAAUAAACACAAACAGCAAGUAAUUGAAUACAACCGUAAACGACUUAUUCCCAUUGUCAAAACUAUUAUUUUUUGUGCUAAAAAUAAUUUAUCUUUGAGAGGACAUCGAGAGUGUGGUUCAAUGGCAUCAGAAAGUAUAAGGAACAGUUGUUUGUCCGGUGAACAGGGUACCUUGCGAGCACUUCUAGCGUUUCGCGUAGAGAGUGGUGACAAAGAUCUUUUAUCACAUUUUGAUACUUCAUCCAAGAAUUGUACAAUGAUUAGUCCUGUGAUUCAAAAUGAAAUUAUUGAUGUAAUAGGUAAUCUUGUUAUAAAAAAAAUAGUUGAAAGAGUAAAAAUGGCCAAAUACUAUUCUAUACUUUGUGACGAAACAACUGAUGUUUCCACACUAGAACAAAUGACUAUUUGCGUUCGUUAUGUCGACGUAACGACUUGGCUUAUUCGAGAAGAUUUUCUAGGAUUUAUUGAAAUGGUUUCAACUACUGGUACAGUUAUUAAAAAUACAAUCGAACAAAAGCUAGUUUCUAUAGGUUUAAAUAUUGAAAAUAUUCGAGGCCAAGGUUACGAUGGUGGUAGUAACAUGUCUGGACGAAUAAAUGGUGUUCAAGCUCUUAUUCUGAAAGAGCAACCUUUAGCUUUUUACACCCAUUGUUUUAACCAUUCUCUCAAUUUGUGUUUAUCCAAAGCAUGCGAAGUAUCCGCAAUAAAAAAUAUGAAUGGAAUUAUUUCUACAAUUUCAACUUUUUUUUCUGCUUCUGCAAUACGUGUCAAUAAACUUAAAUCUAUUAUUGAGUCAGAUGAAAAAAAUAAUAUAAAAAAAAAUAAACUCAAGACAUUAUGUGAGACUCGUUGGGUUGAGAGGCAUGAUGCAUUAAUUACAUUCAAAGAAUUGUUUUUGUACAUCAUAGAAGCUUUAGACGACUAUGAAAAUAAUGGUAGUAAAUCAGAUUCAUCAAGUAAAGCAGCGAUGUAUGGUAGUGCUAUCAGAAAAAGCGAUUUUCUUGUUUCAUUAGAAGUAGCAGUUUUUAUUUUUUCUUAUACAUUAAAUUUAAGUCAAAUUCUUCAAAGUAAACAACAAGACUUAUCAAAAGCACUAAAUGAUGUUAUAACUGUACGAGAAUCUUUAGAAUCUAUCCGUAAAGAUGUUGAUAGUCAUUUCAAAAAUAUAUUUAGUGAAGUACUUAAAAUUGCUUCUAAAAUAGACGUCGAUAUUAAAAUACCUCGAGUUUGUGGCAAACAAAAUCAAAGAGCUAAUGUUUUAGUUGCCUUGAACUUUUUUGCCACUAGUAGCUACUAG
Acyrthosiphon pisum (pea aphid) is the source of this 1836-nucleotide messenger RNA. Its product is annotated as zinc finger MYM-type protein 1-like. NCBI's taxonomy places the organism in Eukaryota, Metazoa, Arthropoda, Insecta, Hemiptera, Aphididae. The transcript is spliced from 5 exons. Bases 1 to 1836 code for a protein of 611 amino acids. The record is from RefSeq and is a predicted model, not a curated record.